Phlebotomus papatasi is the source of this 2073-nucleotide messenger RNA. RefSeq lists its product as uncharacterized. The annotation marks the transcript as partial. Lineage: Eukaryota; Metazoa; Arthropoda; Insecta; Diptera; Psychodidae. The record is from RefSeq and is a predicted model, not a curated record. The transcript has a single exon.
AUUGGUGAUGGCUCUUCUUCUUCAGGAAGUGGUGGAUCAACUACUGGUUCUACUGGUUCUUCUUCAAGAGGAGAUGGUGGUGAUGGUUCUUCUUCAUCUGGAACUGGUUCUGCUGGUUCUUCUUCACCAGGAAAUGGUGGUGAUGUUUCUUCUUCACCUGGGACAGGUUCUGCUGGUUCCUCUUCAUCAGGAAUUAUUGGUGUUGGUUCUUCUUCUUCAGGAAGUGGUGGAUCAACUACUGGUUCUGCUGGUUCUUCUUCAACUGGAUCCAUUGGUGAUGGCUCUUCUUCUUCAGGAAGUGGUGGAUCAACUACUGGUUCUGCUGGUUCUUCUUCACCAGGAGAUGGUGGUGAUGGUUCUUCUUCUUCAGGAAGUGGUGGAUCAACUACUGGUUCUGCUGGUUCUUCUUCAACUGGAUCCAUUGGUGAUGGCUCUUCUUCUUCAGGAAGUGGUGGAUCAACUACUGGUUCUGCUGGUUCUUCUUCACCAGGAAAUGGUGGUGAUUGUUCUUCUUCAUCUGGGACUGGUUCUGCUGGUUCUUCUUCAUCAGGAAUUAUUGGUGUUGGUUCUUCCUCUUCAGGAAGUGGUGAAUCAACUACUGAUUCUGCUGGUUCUUCUUCACCAGGAGAUGGUGGUGAUGGUUCUUCUUCAUCUGGAACUGGUUCUGCUGGUUCUUCUUCACCAGGAAAUGGUGGUGAUGGUUCUUCUUCACCUGGGACAGGUUCUACUGGUUCCUCUUCAUCAGGAAUUAUUGGUGUUGGUUCUUCUUCUUCAGGAAGUGGUGGAUCAACUACUGGUUCUGCUGGUUCUUCUUCAACUGGAUCCAUUGGUGAUGGUUCUUCUUCUUCGGGAAGUGGUGGAUCAACUACUGGUUCUGCUGGUUCUUCUUCACCAGGAAAUGGUGGUGAUUGUUCUUCUUCAUCUGGGACUGGUUCUGCUGGUUCUUCUUCAUCAGGAAUUAUUGGUGUUGGUUCUUCCUCUUCAGGAAGUGGUGGAUCAACUACUGAUUCUGCUGGUUCUUCUUCACCAGGAGAUGAUGGUGAUGGUUCUUCUUCAUCUGGAACUGGUUCUGCUGGUUCUUCUUCACCAGGAAAUGGUGGUGAUGGUUCUUCUUCGACUGGAUAUGUUGGUGAUGGUUCCUCUUCAUCUGGGACUGGUUCUGCUGGUUCUUCUUCAACGGGAUAUGUGGGUGAUGAUUCUUCUUCAUCUUGGACUGGUUCUGCUGGUUCUUCUUCACCAGGAGAUGGUGGUGAUGGUUCUUCUUCAUCUGGGACUGGUUCUGCUGGUUCUUCUUCAUCAGGAAUUGUUGGUGUUGGUUCCUCCUCUUCAGGAAGUGGUGGAUCAACUACUGAUUCUACUGGUUCUUCUUCACCAGGAGAUGGUGGUGAUUGUUCUUCUUCAUCUAGGACUGGUUCUGCAGGUUCUUCUUCAACGGGAUAUGUGGGUGAUGAUUCUUCUUCAUCUGGAACUGGUUCUGCUGGUUCUUCUUCACCAGGAGAUGGUGAUGAUGGUUCUUCUUCAUCUGGGACAGGUUCUGCUGUUUCCUCUUCAUCAGGAAUUAUUGGUGUUGGUUCUUCUUCUUCAGGAAGUGGUGGAUCAACUACUGGUUCUGCUGGUUCUUCUUCAACUGGAUCCAUUGGUGAUGGCUCUUCUUCUUCAGGAAGUGGUGGAUCAACUACUGGUUCUGCUGGUUCUUCUUCACCAGGAAAUGGUGGUGAUGGUUCCUCUUCAUCUGGGACUGGUUCUGCUGGUUCUUCUUCAUCAGGAAUUAUUGGUGUUGGUUCUUCCUCUUCAGGAAGUGGUGGAUCAACUACUGAUUCUGCUGGUUCUUCUUCACCAGGAGAUGGUGGUGAUGGUUCUUCUUCAUCUGGAACUGGUUCUGCUGGUUCUUCUUCACCAGGAAAUGGUGGUGAUGGUUCUUCUUCACCUGGGACAGGUUCUGCUGGUUCCUCUUCAUCAGGAAUUAUUGGUGUUGGUUCUUCUUCUUCAGGAACUGGUGGAUCAACUACUAGUUCUGCUGUUUCUUCUUCAACUGGAUCUAUUGGUGAUGGCUCUUCUGCUUCAGGAAGUGGU